CUUCCAUGGUUUCUCCCACCCCCAAACAGUCUUCUUUUCAUCCCGCUCUUGCGGUCUCCAACAUUAAAAAUUUCAUACCCAUCACCCUUGAUCUCGAGACUGUUGAGUAUACCUCUUGGUCCGAGCUUUUUAAAAUUACCGCUAGAGCAUAUCAAGUCCUCGAUCACAUCAUCCCAUCCCCUACCGAUGAGGCAUCAUCUUCCGCUACCCCUCCGGCUCUCACCAUCACUGAGCGUCUUGAACAAGAAGCUGCUCGGGCUGAAGCUUUGGCACUAUGGACUCGUCUUGAUGCCAUAGUUCUCCAGUGGAUAUACGGCACUAUAUCCACAGAUCUGCUUCAUACCAUUAUCGAGGCGGAUUCUACCGCCCAACAAGCUUGGGAGCGCUUAUCCGACAUUUUUCAAGAUAACAAACAAACUCGGGCUGUUCAUCUUGAAAAUCAGUUCUCCCACACUAGGAUGGAUCAAUUUCCUAAUGUCACGUCCUACUGCCGUGCUCUUAAGUCCCUUGCCGACCAACUUGCCAAUGUCAACUCUCCGGUGGAUAAUCAUCGAUUGGUCCUCCGCAUGGUCUCUGGGCUUCCUCAAGAGUAUGCUACGGUGGCUACUAUUAUUCAACAGUCAAAUCCUCUGCCACUGUUUAGUACUGCUCGUUCCAUGGUCCGGCUGGAAGAGACCCGUCAGGCGCAACAGACACCAUCCGCCGCUGCUCUUGUUCACACCGGUGGUCCAUCUCCUCCAAGGGAUCCACCUCCCCCUCCACAUCCAUCCGCCGCCCGUGGUCGCUCCACUGUUACGAGAGAUAUGCCCAGGCGGUGGUCAACGUAUGUAUGCCCAUGCAUGCAUACAUAAAUAAUAUGGCCCCCCUCUGGACUUCUUCCCAGCAGCACUGCCGGCCACCGCCCUUGUGCCAGCGUCUGCACACCGAACUCACUGCCAUGCGCCAUCUUCCUUCUUCAAUUUCUUUUAUCCCAGAGAUGCUUGUUCAAAUAAGGGGGAUUCAAGGUUUGCCUUCACCGCCGGUAACUGCACCCGCCACCGCCCGGAAGUGCGGCGGCCAUCUCUGAUGAUUACGGCCGCCGCUGGAGUUGGAGUUUGCCGGAUUUCGGAGUUGGAGUUCGCCGAAUUUCUGGAGUAAAGUGAAGGGCGGCACUACAGUGAAGGGCGUGCGUCUGGGUGCGGUGAAGUCCGCCGGCGGCACAAGUGUGGUGGACUUCUGGUGGCGGCGUUCAUGUUUGCAGAAGGUCGUGACUUGGGGCAAGCUAGAAGAAAGAGGGCAAGUCGUGUGACGUGGGGCGAGCUAGAAGAAAAAGGGAAGAGAAGAAGAAAAGGGAAAGGAAAGAAAAAAAAAAGAAAAAAGAAAAAAGAAAAAGAAAAGAGAAAUGAAAAAAAAUGCCAUGUCCUCUAAAAAAAAUGCCACGUAGGCUGCCACGUGGGUCGUUAACUGGCAAACCGAGAUGCUACCGGGUAAUCGGCCCAAUUGAGCAUUUUUAAAGAGUUCAAGGGUUUAAUU
Cuscuta epithymum is the source of this 1512-nucleotide messenger RNA. The record is from the annotation of a GenBank genome assembly. NCBI's taxonomy places the organism in Eukaryota, Viridiplantae, Streptophyta, Magnoliopsida, Solanales, Convolvulaceae.